Messenger RNA from Drosophila kikkawai, 547 nucleotides. NCBI's taxonomy places the organism in Eukaryota, Metazoa, Arthropoda, Insecta, Diptera, Drosophilidae. The record is from RefSeq and is a predicted model, not a curated record.
AUGUAUCCAAAGGGAAGCAGUAUACUCGCAGCGGAAACGGAAAUGGAAGCAAAGGCGGACAAGGCGGACCAAAGCUACCCCAAGGAGGUCAGAGAUGGCGAAGAGGAUGGACAGGUGUGCACCUGCAGACCCCCCGACUGUGGGUGUCCACAUUGCAUAGCACGCAGCGCUUUCAAGAGGUUGAAAAGCAGCCCCCGGACCUGCCGCGAUCUUCUCGAGGGAUUAACACCCAGAAACCUAAUCUUUUCCCUUACAAGCUUCACCACACCCAACUUCAUGCAGCCCGCCACAGCCGAAGAUUGCAGUCUGUGGAGACCCUGGGAUCCAAUGCCGGGAAGUGUGCGACUUAUAAGAAUCCGGAGGAGUAUUGCUAUAGCCUCGCAACUAUUUUUGGAACAAUUGAGAAAAAGCAAUCAGCCAAGCAGUCAAAUUAAGUAGUAAGAAAUUGGAAAUAGCAGGUGCUGUGGACAUUUGUGUGUUUCUGCACUGUGAAAAAAAAUCUGUCCUAAUGCUAAAUGAAUAUUUUUAAAAUUUGUAAUUCACAUUU